GAGAUGAGGUGAAUAAGUUAGUGCUUCCCGGAUCACAGUUGGUUGCACCAACAAUGGUGGCUGAACAUAAAGUCUGUAUCCUGGAUAUUGAACCUAGGGAUGUGUAUCUACCUGGGGCAGUGUCUCCCUCACAGAUGUGUGAGAAAUCAGAGAAGACUAAAUGGAUAAAGACUCAGAAUGACACGUUGAGUCCGACUGAGGGAAAGGGUUGACAAUUACUUGGCAUGGGGCAGUUGUACCCAGUGAACGAAGCGUGUUGUUAACCGAGAAGUGUGACCUCGCGUGUACCACGUGGAAGAGUUGGUUGAAAAGGAUCCUUCCUCCUCAAGACGAUUAUGGGGCAAAUGGACAAACAGCUAUGAAUGUCUGUUCGUGGUCAAGAGGGUCCCAUCUGACAGAACCUUGUUGUUUACAACCACGGAUGACGACGAUUUUCAUCCCCUGUGAAUGCGGACGCGGUUAGAAAAUACUUCGUGAAAAAAACCCGCUGGACAAAAAAGAAAAGAAUAAAGAGUCCAGGCAAAAAUUGGGCAUCCCGGCGAACCAAGAAAAAGAGAAAGGUUCGGGCAAAAGUUAGGGAUAAAAAUAAAAGAAAAGAACUGUACACCCGGCAAGUUGAAAACCCGUAAGGGCGACUUGGGCAAAAAAGGGUAUCCCGGUGGACUGAAACCCGAAAGGGCGGUCCAGGCAAAAGAGGGACUGAAACGAACAACUGCGUCCAGCAUGACCGUGUGUGCUCUUGAUGACUUGGCUAAUCUCCGACAGAGACCGAUCGGAAGCGUCUUGUGCAGAAGACAGAAGGUGCGGAAAGUCCUGAGGACAUAUGAGGUGUAACUGAGUUGGAACCCGAUGAGAUCACAGUUUCACGUUGCCAUUAGGAUAGAUUUUUUUCUUUUAUGUGCAAUCACCUCUUUCCAGGGUUUGCUUCCUGUGUGUUGCUCAAAUUGUGAGCCAUCUUUUAUUCCAGUCAAAUAAAGCGUGUGUUCGGUCAAAUAAAUUUUGUUUUUUGUGUCAUUACUGUUUUGGUUACGAAAACAUCUAUUCAUUUUGAUAAGAAUAUUCGCCUUUUGAAACAUAGAGGUCCCUUCUGAUGCAUGCUUGUGAGAUUGAAAUCUGGAAAUCUUACUUGGAAGUCUGAGUGACCUAAGUGUUGAAAUAUCAGAACACCUGGGGCAUACCUGGGGCACGUUUUUAUCUGACGAUCUCUUGUGCAAGUACUGUUAGACAUCUUCAUUCACUUGCCAGUUGUAAUAUGAACCUUUUUGACAAAAGAUCCCCUCAGAGUCCAACCAGGGGCAAGGGAUAGAUGAACCGUGAAAAGACGGUGAAGGAUUACAACGACGAUCCUGGAAAUUCAAUCAAGAAGACUCUUCAAAGUCUGAUGAUUGGAAAGUAUGUAUGAAUACCAGGAGCUCGAUCCCCGUGGAGUACGGGCGAGAUUUGGAAUACAAGAUGAUGGAGCAGAAAAGUCCAGAAGAGUCUGGGAGUUCUUAGAAGUGGAAAGGUCAACACCAUGGGUGGAUGAUGGACACUUGUGGGAAUUCAUCUCCAGUAUGAUAUGACGUGCUGUCACCCUCGACAGAGUUGUUACUCUCGCCACUAUGGUUGUUCUCUCCACUAGGAUUGUUCUCCUCAGCAGAAUGGUGUGGUUUUCCUCAGCAAGUUCCCCGAGUGGAGCGGGUCUCAUGAAAUACACCUCCAGCAGUGAUUCUCCUACAUAUGGACUGGUUGGGUCGUCCCUAAUGGAGUAGCAUUCAUUUCUCCAGCAGAGUUCAUCCUACCAGUGGAUUGGACGAGUUUCUGUAGAAGACUGAUAUCUGCAUCCCCAGUUGAGUUGAUUCUACCCAUGGAUCGCGUGGGUUAUCCCUAGCGGAGUAACAGACAUUCUCCCAAGCAGGGUUUAUCCUAUCCGAAGGUUGGUUGAGUCUUUCUCCCAGUGAAGUCGUUGUACCAUUCCCCAAGCAGAGUUCUCCGCAGAAUAUUUCCCCAAGAGGAGUCUCCCCACGGAGUCAGAGUAUCUGGUCAUUUUGGCUCCCUAGCCAGGGUUCAUUUGCAUUUUUGCAUUUAGUAAUCAUUGCAUCUUCAAAAAUCGCGUAGCAUUUCCAUUCCUAAAUGGAGCAUUACGCCAUAGAAAAAUUCAAACAUAUGCAUUCAUGUGUUCGAAACCCCAUCAAAACGUAUUCCCUACAGAGACGGAUUUUUUUGUUCAACCUGUACAACGCAUUGGUUACAGUUACUCCAGUCAACAUUUGGUGUUUAUAAUCCCCACGGAGGUUUAUUUCCUCACCUGUUAGUGACAGAAAGUUUGUUUCUCCCCAGUGAGACCCCCUGCAAGUGUCCAGCCUUGCCAGGUCAUCUUGUGGAUGUCAGUAUCCCGUCCGCACCCGCGUGUGUUUGUUUUCCUUGGUGUCGGUAACACCCUCUUUCGGUGAUCCCCAGGCAUGCGUAAGUGUCUGGUCUUCUUUGAUGUCUGUAAACAUCAUCUUUCGAUGUUCGUAACGUUGUACCCUCCCCAUGUGGACUUACCUCUCCGUUGGUUUCGAUAAACGACGAGUUUUUCCCAGUCGUCCGUCGACGUCUGGUUGUGUUUCUCUUAUUCCCAUUCAUCUGUAAAUGUCUGGUCGAUCCUUUUGGUGUCUGUAAACAUCAUCUUUCGAUGUCUGUAAACGUCGAGUAUUCCCAUUCAUCUGUAAAUGUCUGGUCGAUCCUUUUGGUGUCUGUAAACAUCAUCUUUCGAUGUCUGUAAACGUCGAGUAUUUCCAUUCAUCUGUAAAUGUCUGGUCGAUCCUUCUGGUGUCUGUAAACAUCAUCUUUCGAUGUCUGUAAACGUCGAGUAUUCCCAUUCAUCUGUAAAUGUCUGGUCGAUCCUUUUGGUGUCUGUAAACAUCAUCUUCCGAUGUCUGUAAACGUCGAGUAUUCCCAUUCAUCCGUUGAUGUCUGGUCGAGCCCCCCCCCCCAGUCAUUCAUUAAUGUCUGUUUACCUCUCCGUUGGUUUUGAUAAACGUCGAGUUUUUCCUAGUUAUCCGAUGAUGUCUAGUUGUACCCCUCUCCAUGCAGAGUUACCUCUCCGUUGGUUUCGAUAAACGUCGAGUUUUUCCCGAUCAUCCGUUGAUGAUUUGUUUGUGCCCUUCUUCCCUAGUGAAGUAUUCCUCCUCUCCGUUGGUGUCGAUAAACGUCGAGUUUUUCCUAUUCGUCCUAUGACGUCUAGUUGUACCUGUCCCCAUGUGGAUUUACCUCUCCGUUGGUCUUGGUAAACGUUGAGUUUUUCCCAUUUCGUCUGUUGACGUAUGGUUGUAUCCCUUCCAAUCAUUCAAUAACGUCUGGUUACCUCGUCGUUGGUCUUGGUAAACGUCGAGUUUUUCCUAGUUGUCCGUUGGCAUCUAGUUGUGAUUUAUUUUUCCCAUUCGUCAUCGUUGUGAUGUCUGGAUGUGAUCGUACCCUUUGAAAACAAAACCAAAAAUAUAUAUACCCAGCAAUAAAUAUCAAAUCCCAGUGGACGUUUCCAUUGGUGGAUCCCUGUAUUGUGCAAAUUCUACGGUUCUUUGGUAUUCAAUCCCUGUUUACCCUGAAAGUCUGACAGCCGUUGCUCUCAUCCAUUCGGGUUCCCAGCUGAUUGAAUAGGGGCAGCUGUAGCACCUCAAAUUUGCACCUAUCAUUGUACAUACAUUUUCAUAUUGGGUCAUAGCAUAUCAUGGUCCAUUGCAUAGCAUUUGCAUUGUUCACAGUUGCCUCAAGUGCAAGCAAUCAGAAUUAGGUCAAACUAAUCUUCUGAUCAGUCAACCAAGCAAGCAAAAGAAUUUCUCAUUGAAUCAAGGCCCUAAGGUUUGUGCAACAAGUUCACAUGGUUUGGAGGUCUAUUUGAAGUGUUCAUGUCAAGGGUUAAGGGCUCAGAGGUCAGCAGUUCAUGCCCAGACAGUCAAAAACCCUAGAAAAGUCAACUGUCAGUCAAAGCAGUGGAUGGUGGUCAUUCUUGUGGAAUUUGGGCACCAUGGUCAAUAAUCAAGAGUUCAUACAACUUGGGACAUCAUUUGAAGUCAAAUUCUCAAGGAAUUAGGGUUUGGAAUUCAUCAGUCAAUGCAUAAUCAGACAAAAACCCUAAUAGUCAACUGUUGGUCAACUGUCCAUUUAAUCAGAGAUUUGAUGAUUGGAAUUGGUUUGUGGGAGUUCAUUCAUGUCCAAAUAGUCAUCAUAUAUCAUGCCAAACACCAUCAGGGAAGAAUUUGAAGCCAGAUCAUGAGUUUCCCAAAACGGAAACUGGGCCUGUAACUGAAACUUGCCAUAAAUGGAAAGUUUUGAUCCUCAAACUUACAUCAUGAUACAAGCCUCAAAUGAAUUUUUGCCCAACAUGAAAGUUGAAGAUCUUGUUCUCCCAUUUCCAAAAAGUCAUAGAACUCUCAAUUCCCAUGUGUGGUUGGCAAGUUAUGAUCGAAUCGAUUUCAGAAAAUCUUGAACUUCAAAGGGCCAUAUCUCCCAAACCGUUUGGCCAAAUUUGGUGGGGUUUUUUCCUACAAACCACAUUUUUCAUCCUCUUUCCAAAAAUAUAAAUUUCAUGACCUAAAACCUUACCAAUCAAAAUGGCAUUUUUGGACCUUUUUCAUUUAAAUUUAAAGUUUGACCAAGAGUUGACUUUUUGACUCAAACAUUUUUUCAGCAUUUGGCCAAUUGGAACAGCUCAUAAAUAUCAUUUUGAGUGUGUUUGCAAAGUCAAAUUAUGCAGCACAUGUGAAUAUUGCUUGGUUGCUUGAAUUGUAAGAAAAGUACCAUUUCACCAUACUUGCACCAUACUUGUUUAUGCAUCCACCAUACCAUGAUUUGUACUCUCAAAACAGAAGAUUAGAAGGCCCUUUUACUGUCAAUUAUGAAUACAUUCUGCAGCCAAAACCAAUGGUACACAUAGCCAUGCUUGCUCACUUGAGUUUUGGCAAAAGGACAUGUCCAAUUGUUGAACCAUACCUUGUACUUACAACAGCAGACCUAGUGGCAAUGGUGCAGCAUUCUUUCUGUCAUUGUUUGGAUACACUACUAGCAGCAAGACCAACAGAAAUUGAGGAAAAGCUAAAAAACACUUUGGCCUUUCUUUUUCCAAAAGAGCUGUCAAAAGCACCCAAAAACACUGCCUUGCCAUGCCUGGUACUGCUCAUAGCAGACCAAGGCCUUAAUGUGCUGCGACUGGUAGCAGCAUGGGGAGGACACAAAAACUACUUUGGACCAAGGCAAAAGGAGGGGGGACUCUCAUUCGAAAAAAACACACACUGCUGGCAUUUCUGCAUUUUCCUUCUGUCAUAAAAAAAAAAACUAGUGACAACAGCAUACCAAUUGACUCAUGUUGAACCUCACUUGCCUUUUCCAACAAAAGCCUGGCCCUUUGCAUUUGGUCUAAAAAAAGCAUCCAUCCUGCAAAAAACCACAAGACCACAAACCAAACCACACACCCUUGGCCAUUUUCUUCCAAAACCUGUAAAAAACUCAAGAAGAACAAAAACACAGGCCAUGGCUCACUGAUCCUAAAAAGAAAAAACUGCAUUGGCUUGGCAUUGGCAUUUGCAAAACCUUCUGUCAAGCACAAGCAUCCCUGCCUGGCCACAUUACAACAUGACGUAGCAGUUGGUUACAUGGUAUUUACUGUCGAAUGAGGCUUCUAGCCAGCAUCCAUCAUAAGCAGAAAUCAUUCUCACUAAAAUCACAUUGUUGCAUCCCACAUCUUCUGUCCAAAACCAAAAAAAAACUUCCUUCAAACCUUGCCUUGCCUUGUGUGUAAAACCUUGCCUUGCCAACAAACUUGCUAGCAGCAAGCCAACCAGUCACCUUGACUUGGCCAUUCUGCAUCUCCUGUCAUGAAAAGCCUAGCAGCAUCAUACCACCAUUCACAGCAGAAAACACCUGGUGCUAAAGACCACCCCUUUGGCAUUUGAAAACCUGUCAUGAAAUAGCCAUAACAAAACCUGCACACAGCAUUAUCUCAAACCAAAGCUUUUUGCUCACUUGCAAAACCAAGCCUUGCCUUGUAACCCUGUCAUAAAAAUCAAUUGCAGCUCCAAACCAAUCUCAUUCAUACAUCUCCACUCUCAGCCUUGGUACUUAGCAUCACCUGUCAAAACUCCCAUUAAACAAAACCUGCAGCAGCAUAAAACACAGGACAGCAUAGGCAUUGGUCCUCUCAACUGACCUUGCUACUGGCAUUUGAACCUUGCCUAUCCAAACUCAAGCAGCACCAAACCUUGCCAUUUGCACCAUUUUCUGUCAUACACACACAGCAUUGGCACACACCCUUGGCACUUAGCAUCACCUGUCCAAACAGAAGAACCAAACCUCAUACACCCUCCCAAAACUCACCUUACUUGCAUUCCUAUUUUUUUGUCAUCACACUAUACAUCCUGCAGCAGAAAAUGAAACCUCACCUGGCCCUCACUUUUCUGCCAACAAAUGCAACAAACUUGGCAUGACUGCCUGGCCAACCUACACAACCAAACAACACAUAAUAGACUUGACUCAUCCACUUUUGGUUUUGGGCACUCUUGCAAAAAAACCUCAUCCAUUCCAACCCCCUUCACUUACUCACUUUUUUCUAACCUGACUUGGCAUUGGAAAAGCUGUCAAGCAUCCAUCAAAAAGGAUACAUUGGCAUUUUGGAAAAGAGGCUACUGAGAUCAAAAAGGAAAAACCCCUGCUGUUAACAUUUGAGUUUAUCUGUCCAAAACACCAUGGCAUAAAAACAACACAGCAGAAAAAGAACUUGGUGCUGAAGACUACAUCUUGGUAUUUCAAAUCUUCUGUCAAGAAAGCAUCCAAGUGAUAACCUUGUUUUGCAUCACCAUUGCCUUGCCACAACCACCAAGCACAUGACCAACCAUGUUCUUUCACUUAAUACCUUACUUGGCCAUUGAACCAUUUUUGAAAACCCUGCAGUAUCCAACAGCAUAGGGUAAAAAAGGGAAGACCUUGCCUUGCCUCAAACCAACCUAACAACAAAACCUAGCAAACCAAUACACUCUCUGAAAAACUGGACUUAGCUUUUUUUGGCCUUGGAUGAUCAAAGAAACUGCUACCAACACUUCCUGCAGGAGCAGGCCAACAAAACCAACAUAGGCCACUUGACAGCAAGGAAGCAACGUCCUUCAUUCAUUUGUCCAAAGCUCACCUUUGGCCAUUUCCAACAAACAGUCAAACAACUCUUCAUCAUACAUCAAGGCAAGGCUAUAGGACAAUUAUUUCACUUCAAAUUCAUCAAAAGGCACCAGCAACACUACUGCUCCUCCAAAUUGGUAAGUUUUCAACUUCCACCAUUUUUAAAAUUGACACAUGCUUUGAAUAGGUCCUUCAAUGCUGAGUACUAUGGUGUUUUCCUUUUUGAAAUGAUUGCUUAUCCAUGAAAAUAUGUUGAGAUAAAGUUUGGUGCUUGGAAAUGUUUCUUCUGAUUUCUUGAUGCGCAGUUCAAAUUAUUGAAAUUAGGGUUUGGAUUGUUGUUGUAUGAUGUUUGAUGUUUACAAUGAUGUGCUCAAUUGAUACUUUUGGGAAGAAUUGAGAAAUCACAUUUUUUUGAUAAGAACCCUAAUCCCAAUUUGCCCAGAUUUUGGUCCAUUUUCGUGUGCAUGACUUUUCUCCCUCCAGCCAAUCAAAACAUUUCAUUUUCUGGACCAAAACACGGUCGUUUUGAUAAGUGACUGGGUUAUUUACCAAAAUGCCAUUUUCUCCAUAUAAAUUCAAUUAAUUUCUUCGAUAACUUCAUCAAUCUUCCAAAAUUCACAACUUGCUCAUUUUUGAUCCAAAUUGAAUGGGAUUUUUUGUGUUGUGUUCAUCAUGAUCUCUACUUUUUUAUCAUUAUUUUUCCAGAAUUUUUGGAUGGAUGGUUUUUAAAUGGCCUUAGGGUUUGUGACAUGUGACCAAAUUUUGUACACUUUGCCAAAUCAAUUGUGAAAUGAUGAGAAUGUAUCCAAUGGCUCUCAAAUUUUUUGUGCUUAAACUAGACACCUUCAUGGUGAUUUUGGUAUAAAGUUUGUGAAUUUAUCAUUUGUGGUUUGUGAGAUAUGAUUUUUUGAAUUAGGGUGUGACAACUUGUGUCACACCAUUGAUGACCAACUUCAUGAUUUUCAUUGCCAUGCUUCUUGACAUCCAAAUGACCUCAAAUUUUGCAUGAACCUACUCUUGUAUGCCUAGUUCACAUGUGAAUUUUCUUGGAUUUAAUUGAACUAUUUUCCAUUUGUUUGAGAUUUUUCCUCCCUGUCUAGUCAAAUGUUGACUUUGUGUGACACAUGUUCCCAUUUCAUUUGUGAAAUUCUCAUACUUUAUUGGAUGGACAUGAAAUCUUGCAUGAGAUAACUAGACAUCCUAAUCUUUGCCAUGGUUUUAGUCCCAUUCAUUUAUCAUACACCAUUCUAGACUUAUGAUUUUUCUAAGUUGAUGCAUGUUUGGUUGACUUCAUUGAGCAUGUUCAAAUUGACUUUGUCUUUCUGAUUUUCAUUGACUGCCUUCCACUUGUCCAAAUGGGAUGAAAUUUGACAUGCUUACCAUGCUAUGUGUUAGGUUUGAUCAUGAUUUAUUUGGUGAUUUUUGAAAAAUGUUUAGAUUGGUUUUGAAUCAAGUCUUUCUGUUGACUUCUGUGGGUUUCUGUUUUCCUUACUUUGACCUAAUUGGUUCAUGAAAUGAUGACAGUGAUUGGUAUGAAUGUGAAUCCAAUUGGUUUUGUUUCCUAAUUGUUUGAACAUGAUUUUGGAUACUUACCCCUUGCUGUUGGGACUUUCUCAUUCACCUUUGACCCUAGGUUAGCCCUAGUGGUCCUGUUACUCACCUUUGAGUUUGUGAUUUCAGGUUGACCAUCAAAUGGCCAUUGAGACCAAUUCUUUUGACUGAGCUUGCUUGAAUAUAGUGUCUAACCUCUUUGUUUUGUAGGUGGCUUGGCUCACAUGCCUUAAGCCUUGUGCCUUGCACAUCCAUGUGCCUCUAAUGGACUGUUGGUGUCUGUUUCUGUCUGUCUUGUUUGAAGUUGCAUACUAACAUCUGCUUGACUGUUUCAGGUGCUUUAGUUGCUUAGUUCCUUGUGAACUUUUUGCUUUGCUUUGCUUGUAUAAGCAAUUUGCAUUGAGGCAGGAUAGCUGAUCAACGUCCGCACCGCUACUUAACAAGACUGAAUCGACAGAGAAGUAUGGAUCAAUUUCAAGCUGAGUUGGCUGAGAUGAAGGCUAGCAUGGCCCAGUUUAUGAAUAUGAUGCAAGGGGUUGCGCAAGGUCAAGAAGAACUUCGAGCUAUGGUUCAGAGACAAGAGGCUGCAAAUCCACCGAUCAACAAUGCUCCGCCAGAGGGAGGCCCGGUCAAUGAUAACAAUGUUGCUACUGCCGUACCCGUCAACAACUAUGCUGUAGGUGAAGAGUUGGGGGGUAUUCGAAUCAACGGUCAACCUAUUGUUCCAGAUGCCGCUAAUGCCAGAGUAGUCCGUACUCCGGCCCGUAAUCCUGCUACGAUUGUUGACAGACAAGAGGAUAUGUUCUCUCUGCUCAGUGAAGACGAAGACAUUCUAGGAAGGGUUAAUGAGAGAGAUCGUAAGGUUGAAUCUCUUGCCGAGAAGAUCCGUGCUAUGGAAAGUCAAAAUUCUCUCGGUUUUGAUGUCACCAAUAUGGGGUUGGUUGAAGGUUUGAGAAUCCCUCACAAGUUCAAAGCGCCGUCCUUCGACAAAUACAACGGUACUUCUUGCCCUCGCACCCAUGUGCAGGCUUAUUAUCGAAAAAUCUCUGCGUAUACCGAUGAUGAAAAGAUGUGGAUGUAUUUUUUCCAAGAUAGUCUAUCUGGGGCUUCUUUGGACUGGUACAUGGAAUUGAAGAGAGAUUCGAUCCGAUGCUGGAGAGAUCUGGGUGAAGCGUUCCUCAGACAGUACAAACAUAACAUGGACAUGGCGCCUAGCCGGACUCAGCUGCAGAGUCUAUGUCAGAAAUCCGGAGAAAGCUUCAAGGAGUACGCUCAGAGGUGGCGUGAACUGGCUGCUAGAGUUCAACCCCCUAUGCUGGAGAGGGAGUUGACAGACAUGUUUAUCGGUACUCUUCAAGGUGUGUUUAUGGACCGGAUGGGGAGUUGCCCGUUCGGUAGUUUUUCUGAUGUUGUCAUUUGUGGAGAGAGGACUGAGAGUCUAAUCAAAGCUGGUAGGAUCCAUGAUGCUGGUUCCUCGUCUUCAUUAAAGAAACCCUUCUCUGGGGCACCUCGCCGUAGAGAAGGAGAGACCAAUGUUGUACAGCACAGAGGGGGUGUGUACAGAACAAAUGCUAACAGAGAUCAAUAUCGUCCAGUAGCUGCAGUGACUAUUCCGGUACCUCAACCUCGUCAACAACAACAACCAAGAGUUCAACAACCGCAACAACAACAACAACAGCAACGUCCUUAUCAGCCCAGACAGAAAUUGCAGGCUGAUAGAAGAUUUGAUCCUCUGCCCAUGUCUUACACAGAGUUAUUACCCGAACUACUCAAGUUGGGGAUGAUUGAGUUGCGUACAAUGGCUCCGCCUACAGUGCUGCCUCCUGGUUAUGAUGCAAACGUCUGUUGUGACUUUCACUCUGGGGCACCAGGCCACCAUACCGAGAAGUGUCGAGCUCUCCAGCACAAGGUUCAAGAUUUGAUCGAUGCCAAGGCAAUCAACUUCGCUCCAGUGCCUAACGUCGUGAACAACCCUAUGCCUCAGCAUGGUGGGCAUAGAGUGAACAAUAUUGAGGGGAAAGAAGAUGAAGAUCUGGUUGUUAAUGUUGAUGAUGUUCAGACUUCUCUGCUAGUUGUGAAGGGUCGUCUGCUGAAUGGGGGUGUCUACCCGGGCUGUGAUGAAGAUUGUUUGGGCUGUGCAGAAUCUGAGAAUGGUUGCGACCAGUUAAGGACCGGUAUCCAGGGUAUGAUGGAUGAAGGUUGUUUACAAUUCAGUAGGGCUGUAAAAGAUCAUGGAACAGCAUCAACUAUCACCAUUUACUUUAAACCGUCUGAAGAACGUGGACAAAGGAUCGUCAGUGCACCUGCAGCCAAUGGUACACCAGUUACCAUUCCCGUGCCUGUAACCAUCAGUGUUCCAACUACUAUCGUUGCGUCUGAAAGAAGGGCUGUUGAGAAUAGUAGAGCUGUGCCGUGGAAGUAUGAUAAUGCUCACCGCAAUUACAGAAGGGCUGAAAAUCCGACGAGACCAGUGAAUCAAACUCCAGUGACAAUUGGUUUACCGAAUAGAGUUCCUGCAACUGUUGGUCCGGCCGUGGAUAAUGUAGGGGGUCCAGGAGGUUUUACCAGAAGCGGUCGUCUGUUCGCACCGCAGCCUUUGAGGGACAAUAAUGCUGAAGCUCUCGCCAAAGCAAAGGGGAAGCAAGCUGUGGUUGAGGAAGAACCUGUUCAGAAAGAAGCGCCCGAGGGGUCAUUUGAGAAGGACGUGGAGGAGUUUAUGAAGAUAAUCAAGAAGAGUGACUACAAGAUUGUGGAUCAGUUGAAUCAGACUCCGUCCAAGAUUUCUAUACUUUCACUGUUGAUGUGCUCUGAAGCACACCGUAAUGCCUUGCUGAAGAUGUUGAAUCUGGCUUACGUGCCUCAAGAGAUUUCUGUCAAUCAACUGGAGGGUGUGAUGGCCAAUGUGAGCACCAGACAUGGUGUAGGUUUCACCAACUUGGAUUUACCACCUGAAGGGCGAAACCAUAACAAAGCCUUGCACAUUACCAUGGAGUGCAAGGGGGCAGUGUUGUCUCAUGUAUUGGUAGACACCGGGUCGUCGUUGAAUGUGUUGCCUAAGCAGAUUCUGAGGAAGAUUGAUGCGGAAGGGUUUGUGCUUAAUCCCAGUGACCUGAUCGUUCGUGCUUUCGACGGAUCCAAACGUUCUGUGUGUGGAGAAGUUACCUUGCCUGUGAAGAUAGGUCCUGAGGUUUUCGAUAUCAUCUUCUAUGUUAUGGACAUCCAGCCUGCCUAUAGUUGUUUGUUGGGGCGUCCAUGGAUUCAUGCAGCAGGGGCAGUCUCGUCGACUCUCCAUCAAAAGCUCAAGUAUGUCUGGAACGGUCAGAUUGUGACUGUGUGCGGUGAAGAAGAGAUUCUGGUGAGUCAUCUGUCCUCGUUCAAAUAUGUUGAGGUGGACGGCGAGAUCCACGAAACAUUAUGCCAGGCGUUUGAGACUGUGGCUCUUGAGAAGGUGGCGUAUGCUGAGCAGAGGAAGCCAGGUGCUUCAAUUACUUCUUACAAGCAGGCUAAGGAGGUUGUUGAUUCUGGCAAAACUGAAGGCUGGGGCAAGAUGGUGGAUUUGCCUAUCAAAGAAGACAAAUUUGGCGUUGGUUAUGAGCCUCUCCAAGCAGAGCAGAAUAGUCAAGCGGGUCCGAGUACCUUUACCAGCGCUGGGCUGAUGAAUCAUGGCGACGUCUCUGCAACCAGUAGUGAAGACUGUGACAGUGACUGUGAUCUGGAUAACUGGGUUCGCCCGUGUGCACCAGGGGGGUCUAUCAACAACUGGACGGCUGAAGAAGUGGUUCCAGUUACUCUUCUAACAGAGUAAUUUUCUGUUGUUUUGUCAUUUUGCAUGAAAAUCCUACGUUCUGCCCAAGGCGUAGUGAUUCA
Molecule: messenger RNA, 12543 nt
Organism: Lathyrus oleraceus (garden pea)
Lineage: Eukaryota; Viridiplantae; Streptophyta; Magnoliopsida; Fabales; Fabaceae
Exons: 2
Coding region: 9140-12481 (1113 amino acids)
Biological process (GO): proteolysis
Molecular function (GO): aspartic-type endopeptidase activity
Source: RefSeq, a predicted model, not a curated record